Cutaneotrichosporon cavernicola is the source of this 861-nucleotide messenger RNA. RefSeq lists its product as uncharacterized. NCBI's taxonomy places the organism in Eukaryota, Fungi, Basidiomycota, Tremellomycetes, Trichosporonales, Trichosporonaceae. The record is from RefSeq and is a predicted model, not a curated record. Bases 1 to 861 code for a protein of 286 amino acids. The transcript has 4 exons.
AUGACCUUCCAGGACCGCGGCCAGAGCGUCAGCUCACUGCUUGCACUCUUGCGGUCUGCGCAGGAUGGAGGUGGAGACGAAGACGAGGACGCAAAGGCGGGCCCGUCGUCGGCUGCGGCUUCCUCCGUUCCGAGCCGAAGCCAGCCUGCACAGGCUCCGCAACCCAUGCGUAACUCGCAGUUGAGCGCGCUACUUGCCCAGCUCGGCCCAUCCCUCCCGCAGUCGGCAGGCGCCGCGUCAUCCGCGCCCACGUCGGCGUCCACAUCUGGCUCAUCCACCGCCCAGAGCGUGCGGCGCUCGGGGUUCGCCGGCCCAUCGCAUAACAUCCUCGACCCAUUUGGUCCCGUCGUCCAGUCCCGCCCGUCUGAGCGCGUGUCCGAGGAGGCGGUCAAGAGCAAGGACAAGGGCAAGCGAAAGGCGGAUGAGAUGGAUGAGGGUGAUCGCGACGAAUGGAGCUUCACGCGCUGUCUCCCGGCCCUGACGGAGCUGCUGAGAGACGACGAGUUUGUCAAGGAGCUGCGUAAGAUGAAGAAGGACCAGGACACUGUCGAACGCCGCCUCUGGGCGCGCAUGGAGAAGAUCAAGGCCGACCAGACGGCCAAGCAGGCGCCAGACCGCCAAAUUGCCAAGAUUACGCGCAAGCCCGUCCCACCCGAGAAGGUUGCUCAAUGGGAACGCGAACUCAAGGCACUACUGCACGACCUCUUCGUGCGUCACGUGCUGCCCUCCCUCGACGGGUUGGAGGCGCGACAGACCGCCCGACUCGUCGAACUCGGUGUACCCGGACUCGGGGGGAAGGCAGACGCACGUAGAGUGCGCGUGCGCCGGAUUAUGGGCGUCCUGGAGGGCGCGCUGGACUAG